Molecule: messenger RNA, 1383 nt
Organism: Porites evermanni
Lineage: Eukaryota; Metazoa; Cnidaria; Anthozoa; Scleractinia; Poritidae
Source: the annotation of a GenBank genome assembly
AUGGAUAGACUGACAGAUCUGGCGUUUGAAGCUGUCUGUAUACCGUAUGGUGACUACGAUUAUAGUAUAUUUCAUGCUGCGUGCAUUGAACAAGAUACCAAUACUUGUAAGACCGUUCUUUGGUGUAGUCCCAGUAAAAUGGAUACAGCAUUGGCCUUGAAAUGUACAGUUAGAAAUUCUGCGUGUUGUUCCUACAGUGGCUUUACAGCGAAAGAUAUUGUUAAGAACAACAAAGCUUUGAGUUUGUUGCAUAUCAUCGAAAAGGCUGAGAGAAAUGCACUGGCGGGUCUUUCACUAAUACACGAAACAGCAAGACGAGGAAGUCUCAGACAGGUCAAAACAAUCUUUAAAAAUACGGUGAGAGAAAACAUCGACAAACCUUCUCCGCUCCGUGAUGAUGAUCAUGCAACGCCUCUCUUGCUUGCUGCUAGAUUCAAUUCAUGCCAAGUUGUUAGAUUCUUAGUCGAGAACCGGGCAAAUAAAGAUGCAAAAGAUUGGAUGGGAAGGGGGGUGCUUCAUUAUGCAGCUAUGGGAGGAAAAGAAGCAACUGUGUCAUAUCUUCUCUCUGUUGGUAUCCUUGUAGAUUAUAAAACAAAUUGGGGAAAAACAGCAUUACACAUAGCAGCAAUGAAAGGUUAUGCUGCAGUAGUCAGCAUUCUUGUUCAAAGUGGUGCUGAUCUCGAAUCUUCCACCGGAUUUGGUGACACCCCUCUUUUACUCGCAGCAGAGGAGGGGAAUAUAGACUGUGUAAAGGUGCUUACACAUAGUGGUAGCAAUAUAAAUGUCUCAAACAUGGCGCAUUACACCCCUCUUCAUAAUGCAGCCAAAGAAGGGCAUCAUGUGACUGUCAAAUUCCUUCUGCAACAUGGUAGUCAAGUUGAUGCUGUCUCCAGUUGUGGAGAAACCCCUUUGAGCCUAGCAGUUAGAAAAAAACAUGGUAAAGAGGCAGUUGCUCUUUUGCUUCAGUAUGGAAGUAGUGUAAAUUUGCGUGAUCUUUGUGGAAGAACGGCCCUUCACUAUUGUGUGGAUAGAGAUGUUGCUGUACUUUUGGUUCAAAAGGGUGCAGAUCUACAUGCAGCAGAUAUUGAGGGUAAGACACCACUGUUCCUAGCAGCUCUUGGUGGUUAUGAAAGCGUUGCUGACCUUCUUAUUAAUCAAGGGAGCUCUGUAAAUGCAGCCAGCAAAUCUGGGGACACUGCCCUCCACGAGGCAGCCAUUAGAGGGCAUACAAGUACUGCACAAGUCCUUCUGAAGUACGGAGCUAACAUCAAUGCUAGAACAGUGACAGGGGAAACUCCCCUUUCUCUUGCUGUGAUUACCUCUAAAGUUAGAAUGAUACAGCUGCUACUUUCCCUUGGUGCUGAUUAUGGAUAUACCCCUUAA